CAUCAUCAUCAUCAGUAGAGUUUGUUGUGAGGUUAGUCGAAAGGAAAUCUUCCUCCUGAAAAAUCGCACUUUUCUGGCCAAGGCAAGCAAAACAAGUGAUUUCCAUCGGAGAAAACCGGAUACCGGCACAGUCGUAGAGCGUAUUGUUCCGCGGGACAAAAGAAUGGUAUUUUACUUCACAAGCAAUGUCGUGCAACCGCCGGUGACCCUCUUUAUGGGGAUUGAUAAGUACGAAAAUGAAGAACUUAUCAAAUGGGGCUGGCCGGAAGACGUUUGGUUCCAUGUGGAUAAGGUUUCCUCAGCGCACGUUUAUCUUCGACUGGCACCGGGACAAUUACUGGACGAUGUUCCCGCGGCGGUUCUCGAGGAUGCCUGUCAGCUGGUCAAAGCCAACAGUAUUAAUGGCAACAAGAUGAACAACAUCGACAUCGUGUACACAAUGUGGGAAAAUCUCAAGAAGACCCCGGCCAUGGAGGUGGGUCAGGUAUCGUUCCACAAGGACAAAGAGGUCCGCAAGAUGCGCGUUGAGAAGCGCGUCAACGAGAUCGUCAAUCGUCUGAACAAAACCAAGCGAGAGGAACAUCCGGACUUCCGGGCGGAACGCGAGAAGCGGGAUGCCGACGAACGAGCGGACAAAAAGCGCGCAGCUCGGGAGGUUCGUGAAAAGGAAAAGGAGGAGGAAAAACGACGGAAAGAGGAAGCCGAAAUCAGAAGCUACAACUCGCUGAUGAAAUCGGAGAAUAUGACCAGCAACUACGAUGCAGGAAACGAUUCGGAUGAGUUCAUGUAAAGAUUGGCCAAAUGGGCUUUUGUGAAAGGAAUUAUAAAUUAAUAUCGUAUAAUCAAGAUUUCCUUAUAGGUAUGUA
Aedes aegypti (yellow fever mosquito) is the source of this 866-nucleotide messenger RNA. Its product is annotated as coiled-coil domain-containing protein 25. The transcript has 3 exons. Lineage: Eukaryota; Metazoa; Arthropoda; Insecta; Diptera; Culicidae. The record is from RefSeq and is a predicted model, not a curated record. The coding region runs from base 164 to 790 and encodes 208 amino acids.